CAAAUUAUCCCCGAACAUGGACAGAAUGGGAAAAAUUGUCUUUUAUGAGGACAAAAACUUUCAGGGACGUUCCUUUGAGUGCAGCAUGGACUGCCCAGAGUUGUCGUCCCACUUCAGCCGUUGUAACGCCAUUCAAGUCGAGAGUGGGGCCUGGGUUUUGUAUGAGCGUCCAAACUUCAUGGGCUGCCAGUACAUCCUAACCAGGGGAGAGUAUCCUGAUUACCAGAGCUGGAUGGGGUUCAAUGACUCUAUUAGGUCUUGCCGCAUGGUGCGAAAUCACACUGGCAUUUUCCGAAUCCGUCUGUAUGAGCGGCCUGACUUUCAGGGUCAGAUUAUGGAGUGCAGUGAAGACUGGCCCCAUGUCUAUGACCGCUUCCGUCACCGUGAGGUCCAGUCCUGUAACGUUUUGGGGGGAGCCUGGGUCUUCUUCGAGCAUCCUAACUACAGGGGACGUCAGUACUUGUUGGAGAGAGGCGAGUACCGCCGCUUCAGUGACUGGAAUGCCAUGAAUCCUACUGUCGGCUCCAUCCGCCUUGUUCAGGAGUUGUAGGU
This is a messenger RNA of Pimephales promelas (fathead minnow), 552 nucleotides long. RefSeq names its product crystallin, gamma S3 (gene crygs3). The record is from RefSeq and is a predicted model, not a curated record. Gene Ontology annotation, biological process: lens development in camera-type eye; visual perception. Lineage: Eukaryota; Metazoa; Chordata; Actinopteri; Cypriniformes; Leuciscidae. Gene Ontology annotation, molecular function: structural constituent of eye lens.